Lytechinus variegatus (green sea urchin) is the source of this 1314-nucleotide messenger RNA. RefSeq lists its product as uncharacterized. The transcript has a single exon. The record is from RefSeq and is a predicted model, not a curated record. Gene Ontology annotation, molecular function: catalytic activity. Bases 1 to 1314 code for a protein of 437 amino acids. NCBI's taxonomy places the organism in Eukaryota, Metazoa, Echinodermata, Echinoidea, Temnopleuroida, Toxopneustidae.
AUGUGGUACAGACCACCUCCGUCUAUGCGGAAUUCCCUCAAAACUCGUGAAUUCUUAGCUGAUUAUGAUGAACUUGUGAAAGAACUCUCUGCAAGUUCGUCCAAAGUCCUCUUACUCGGAGAUUUCAAUAUUCAUGUAGACAUUCCAAGUAAACCUGAGGCAAUGGAGUUUCUCUCAUCCCUUGAUGAAGCUGGCCUUUGCCAACACAUCCAGGGACCUACCCACAGGUGCGGUCAUACGCUCGAUCUGAUUAUUUCUAAGGACAAUGAUGAUUCCUUUGUGAAUUCCUGCUGGAUUCGAGAGAAGUUAUAUUCUGAUCAUCAUUUUCUUGGCUGUGUACUUGACGUGGCAAGACCAAAGUUACAGAAUGUGACAUCUGUUUCCCGUAAUUUCCGUAGCCUCAACAAGGAUUCUCUGUGUUCUAAGAUAGCUGAAGCAUUUGUGGACUUUCCUUUUCAAGGUACUGCAGAUGAACAUGUUACAUUUUACAACAAUGCAAUCUUUACAGUACUGGAUACCAUGUGUCCAGCCACCAAAAGGACCCACAAAUUUCGUUCUCAUCCUCCAUGGUAUAGUGAUGAGAUUUAUGAAGCGAGACGUACUAGACGAAGGCUUGAAAAGGUGUGGUCUAAGAAUCGCACCACUGAUAAUCGUCAUAAAUACCUGAACCAGAUCCACAUGAUAGACAAGCUUGUCAAGCAAGCAAAGUCAUCAUUCUACAAUGACCAAUUGAGUGAUGCUGAUGCUAAGAAAAUAUAUGGCGCUCUGAAUGUGCUCUUGGACAGGUCUCCGAAAAUCCUUCCAGUACAUGCGUCUGAUCAAGAUCUCUCCAACAGAUUUGCCACUUAUUUUAGCAGUAAAGUUUCACUGAUAAGAGAGGCUUUAUUAUCAGUUUCUCCCUCAACUGAUCCUACUCCGCCUGUUUCGGAAGAUCUUCACCCUGGACAUGUUGGAGAAAAUCCUGCCGCAAGUGGAGGCGAGCUAUCAGCCUUUGUAUCCGCGUCAGCUGAUACCGUCAGGAAGAUUAUCAUGUCAUCGCCAAGUAAAUCUUGCUCACUUGACCCUUUUCCCGUGUGGUUGGUGAAAGAGAAUAUUGACACAUUUCUUCCAUACAUUGUGUCAAUUGUCGAAACGUCACUGAACUCUGGACAGUUUCCAUCACCACUGAAGGAUGCUGUUGUCACGCCUCUCACCAAGAAACCAACUUUGGAUCGAGACGAUCUGAAAAACUAUCGCCCGGUAUCGAAUCUACCUCUUUUUUUAUCUAAGGUGAUCGAAAAAACAGCUCUUAGUCAGCUCUCAGAACAUCUAUAG